This is a messenger RNA of Apodemus sylvaticus (European woodmouse), 3436 nucleotides long. It is a transcript of the gene Spcs3, whose product is annotated as signal peptidase complex subunit 3. Gene Ontology annotation, biological process: protein targeting to ER. Gene Ontology annotation, cellular component: signal peptidase complex; membrane. NCBI's taxonomy places the organism in Eukaryota, Metazoa, Chordata, Mammalia, Rodentia, Muridae. The transcript has 5 exons. The record is from RefSeq and is a predicted model, not a curated record. Bases 124 to 666 code for a protein of 180 amino acids.
GCGCGCGCUCCCGGAACGUGCGCACCGCACCGGGUGCGCGGGUGGGAGGGACUGGUCGACCGCGGGAACCGGAGCCUGAAGUACGGGUGUGGGAGCCGGGGCUCCGGAGGGAAGGUCGUCACGAUGAACACCGUACUGUCGCGCGCGAACUCCCUGUUCGCCUUCUCGCUGAGCGUGAUGGCGGCGCUCACCUUCGGCUGCUUCAUCACCACCGCCUUCAAAGACCGGAGCGUCCCGGUGCGGCUGCACGUCUCGCGGAUCAUGCUAAAAAAUGUAGAAGACUUCACGGGCCCUAGAGAAAGAAGCGACCUGGGAUUCAUCACAUUUGAUAUAACAGCUGAUCUAGAGAAUAUAUUUGAUUGGAAUGUUAAGCAAUUAUUUCUUUAUUUAUCAGCAGAGUAUUCAACAAAAAAUAAUGCUCUGAACCAAGUUGUCCUUUGGGACAAAAUCGUUUUGAGAGGUGAUAAUCCGAAGCUACUUUUGAAAGAUAUGAAGACAAAGUAUUUCUUCUUUGACGAUGGAAAUGGCCUCAAGGGAAACAGGAACGUGACUUUGACGCUGUCCUGGAACGUCGUACCAAACGCUGGGAUUCUACCUCUUGUGACAGGGUCGGGACAUGUAUCUGUGCCAUUCCCAGAUACAUACGAAAUAACCAAGAGUUACUAAAUUAUUCUGAAUUUGAAAAUAUUUUUAUACAUGUUGAAUUGCAUCUCAUCUCUUCCUGGUUUCUUCAUUGAUUUUCUUCUUCUUUUUUUUUUUCUUUUUUUUUUUUUUUUUUUUUUUUUUGUUGUUGUAAGACUCCCAUCAGAAGACAUAGUUGAAGUGAAAGGUUCUGAGCUGCUUAAGCUUGGCUGUGUAGACAGAAAAAAAUCCUCCCAGAGAGAGUGUGAAGAGCGAGGCAGCUGCAUAGGAAGGAUUUAUCAGCCAUGUAAGCUGAAACAUUUAUUUGCAUUAUCUUACGGAAUACAGAAUGAUCAUAAAGGGCUGUUAGAUCUUUAGGUGUCAUAAGAACUCUGAAUUGUAUGUUCUGUGUUCGUGCAAGGCAGUUGCGACUUCUCGUGGGCACUCUCUUAUAUCUCUAAGUGUAUGCUAGAUUACUGGAAAUGCUAAUGUGGUUCUUGGGAAGUCUGGUUGACAGGCGAGCAGAGCGGUUGAAGUUUAUCCCAUUUCCUUUAGAAGUCCCCAUCUUGCUUGCUUUCCUUAGGUGAGUGGCAGCUUUCUCCAAGUAAAGAGUGAGGACCUGUUUGUAUGCUGUAAAAUCUAACAGGCUCAUUUUAAAGUUUCAACACAACCAAGCGUGUAUCAGUGUGUUCAGAGUGUUUAUAUAUCUCUAUAAAUUUUUACCUUCGCCAUCAAAAGUUGAAAAGGUUUGCAUGGGUUACCUCCUGAAUUGAAUUCGUUCCACUGAACUUGCCUCUGUGAUUAACUACAGUUUUCUUAGCUCCAUACUUUAACAGUUGGAAUAGUCAGAACAUUUGUCUGUGCUUUUUCACCCACAGAUUUCUCUCAUGUGUUGAGUGUUGUCUUGAUGGUCCUAAUGAGGUAGCGAGUGCAGAUGUUAGCUCUUUACAGGUGAAGAAACUGAAACCCCGAAACUUACUGACUUGCACCCAAAUUAAAAAGCAAGCAGUGGACAUCUUUUAUACCUCAGUUUACACAUUGGUCACAUAUAAUUUUAUUGUAGUUCAUUACUCUCAUUAUCUGUCUGGGAAUGAGAGAGUAUGAAACUAAUUUUCUAGCAGCCAACAACUUACACAGUGAUAUUUUUGUGUGUAUUCAUUUUUACCCAUGUUAAAAUAACUAUAUAGGUUUGUAAAAUAAUUUAGAGAUUAAAUACGUUAUAUAUGGUUAAAUAUAUAAUUAUAUUUUACAUAAAAUCUAUUUUCCUCAUUGAUAAAUACCCUCAGAAUUAGCAUCUGCAUAUUGGCUACUCUUAAAUGCAAGAGUAGACACUAGGUACAUUCUGCAGUAACCCAAAAGGGCUGUGUACUAGCAAUAGCACAAAUUAGCAUUUGUUCUGUUUACCUCAUGUGUUUAGUGACAUUCAUUGUAACAGCUCUUGUAUGUGGUGGUACAGUUCUUACAAAUGCAUGUGCAUGAGGUUUUCUUAGAAGCAGGAAGGUCAGAGGCGCACCUUGAGAUGGGCACUAGCAUGUUCCUUAAACAUUUCAGGGUUUAUUUGUCUAUAAAAUGAUCCUUUACUAUGAUAGAAAUCUAUGAAAUAUUUUCUGUUCAGCAGAUUAUGAACAGGAAACCACCUUAGUGACCUGAGGUCAGAAAAUUGAUGGAAAGAUUAACAGAGUUCAUAAGGAUCUGGGCUUCUGCUACAUUUUACUCCUACGAAGUCAAGCUUUAUACAUUGAUCAGAUAGUAGAUGUGCAAAAUCUGCCAGUGUCCAAGCUUAGAGGAACUGGGUGUGCCUUGACCAGCCUGGAGCAUUAAAGCCGCACCUCAGUUCAGUUAGCUGCUCACUGUGCCUUUGUGAUGUGUGGUCUCUUGGUCCAGAACAAACUUAACUAGCACUGACACUGUCUAGAAUUACUACGUAUCUGAAAAGCCCAACUCAGGAGUCUAUCAAGGGAAGCCCCGUGUGACAGUGGCCUUUGCUUUUAGCAGACUAAGGGAGUUGCCCAGGAUAGGGCUGCUCCAGCAUGCCACUAGCCCUGUUUCUCAGAACUCGAUCGCGCGAGGGCACGGGUUUAUCAAUUAGUGGUGAUUCUAUAACCUGCAACACCUGUGUGUUUGCUGAGCAUCUCUAGUCUCAGUGCUUUAGGGAAGACUCAGUGCUUCAGCGUCUGAGCCCAUAAGUGAUUCUGUGAAAAGAAGAUGAUCGCAAGAAUGUUGGUAAAGAGGUUGCGCUUAGAAAUGAACUUGAAAAUGUAGCGCACAGCACAUCCCUCUCGGUCUUAACCAGAAGUCUGUGUGCUUUGUGCCUGGCCAUUGCAUUCAGUGUCCUCGAGCUGAACAGAAAAUAACAGCUUCAGAAACUGUGGAAAAUAUAAUAGGAAAACUGGUUAGUUCCAAUUUCUUUUCUGGUAGUUGUUUUAUAGUUCUUCAGUGAUUUGGCUAGCCCAUUAUUCCUGUGAAGAAUUGGAUUUUAAGGAUCUAAAACUUUGAUUGGGGGGCGGUACAGGGGGCUGGUAAGGGAGAGUCUGCUUUCUGAUACUUUAACCUUGUAGCUGUGACCUUUGAUUGUAAGCAAACAUCUAUUUCAAAAGUUUCCCUUGCUUUCAAUAACAAGCCUGUGUACCUUACUGCGAGACUGCCAGUGGUGUAAAGAUGUAUGUUUGAAAAAGUUAUUUCAUAGUUUUUAUGGAAUUUGGGAAGUUGUUUACUUAAAAAACAAAUGUACAAGAAAAUAAUUCAUAAAAAUGCUGAAUAUGUAUGUGCAAAAAUUUUCUUAACUACAAUAAAUAUUCAACAUUUUUCUAUUAAA